Messenger RNA from Trichobilharzia szidati, 3652 nucleotides. The record is from the annotation of a GenBank genome assembly. Lineage: Eukaryota; Metazoa; Platyhelminthes; Trematoda; Strigeidida; Schistosomatidae.
GUUCAAUGUCUUUUCAUCAUCACUCUAUUAUUUUUUAUGUUGUUGAGUAGUCAGUCAGCAAGUCUACGAAUUCAAUUUUUUGUCUUCGUUUGAUUACACAUUAUCACAAAUAUUAACUUUUCUUAUAAUUAUUAUUUAUAAAGAAUAAUUACUUGAUCACUCUGUUCAAUGUACAUGGAUUCCAGUUCUGAUGGUUCAACAAUUGGCGAAUCAACAAUCACCUCAGGCACAUCAACUCUCCCAGUUAACAAUAAAACACUUACAAGUUGACAGACGUACACCAUCUCUUUCUAAAUUUGAACAUACUAUUAUUUAUACGCCAAAUAGACAGUUUAAAAGAAUUGAUCCCACUGAACAGUAUCGUUCAUAUUCAGCGCCAAAAAUCUAUCUAGACGAUAAUUCAAAUAUGGCGAAUAUUGAUCCAUUAGUGAAAUACCAUGAUGAUGAUGAUUGUGAUGAUGCAGAUCAUUCACGAAUACGAAACACAUCAAAAUCUUAUCAUCAUCAGCAUCAUCGUCGACACCACCAGGAGUCUCAUAGACCAUCUGAUGGGAAUUUCAGUGUUCGAUCAAGUUAUGAAAUUGAGUUAAACAAAUACAGACAUCAUAACAAUAACAAUAUUGCAGAUAAUCGAAUGCCGCAUUCACGGUACAAUACCCUGUCAAAUACAUUCAGUCGUAGAAUUGAUAAUAAUGAUGCUUUAAAACCUUAUUCAUCUGUACGAUGUCAUUCAAGCCCAUUCAGAGGAGGAGGAGACUAUGAUCAUCAGAAUGCCUUGCAUAGUUAUGAUUCACACAUUAACAGCGGAUUAAUUACAUCGCAGCCUAGACGUCCACCGCUACUUCGCAAUUUACACAAUCAUUUGAAUUUAUCACCAUGGAAACAUGAGUCGUCAAUAUUUCAUUCUAUAGAUAAUCAUGAAAAGAAUUCCUUAUCAACACGUUCCCUAUGCCCCGGAAUACCAUCACAGAAAUGUGUUGAACAGACUGCAGAGAUUGGUUUAUACAAGACAGCCAUGUUUGUUAUCCCAUCACCGAAUUCAGCAUCUUUGCCUAAUGUUCAAAAUAUCAAAGGUACACUGGAAGAAGAAACAGACUAUAAUCGUUCUCUGCGUCAUAAACGUCAUCGUCAAGGUCAUGGUCAUGGUAACGGUCACCGGCAUCAUCAUUCGCAUAGUCAUCAUAAUCAUAGAGAAUGCUGUGAUGCUGGGAAUACAAUGAUUAGCAAGUCGUGUAAUAGUAAAUUACGUACUUAUGUUUGUAGUGGUUGUGGUCGUACAACAACAAAACGCAAAAAGGUGAAAUAUUUACCGUCAUCGUCUCAUUCAUGCAUUUCUUUGGAUAAGUGUUCAACACCACAUUUCAUCAGUUCAGCAUUUAACACCAGCAACAUUAAUAAUAACAAUAACACUAAUAAUAAUAAUAAUACUGCCAAUUCUCGGCUGGACAUAGACGAUGGAUUCGACCCUACUGUUUUUCAUUCGUCUAGACAACUCACAGACGACAAUCGAUAUUAUGCCUCACCAGUUAGAAAGUCACUCAGUUAUAAUAAACGUGAAGAUAUACAAACUACCGGCGACUAUGUCAGUAACCAUAGUAACAGUAAUACAAGUCUAGAUAAGAUAAAAUCUUAUGACUAUUUACCGAAAUGCUCGAAACCGUUGAAUGCCAUCUCACGACCAGAUUGUAAUAAGAUUGUUGUUGACAUUAAACCGAGGCAAAUGAAUGAAGCCGAUAAACAACAGCAUAUUACUCAGUGGAUACAGAUUGGAACGCUGGGGGAUGCUGCAAGUUCACCGACUAGAUUACCUCUUCAGUCGAAUGAAUAUCAUGAAAGCGAUAUGGCUGUACUACAGCAGUCUGACAAUUCUGAUUAUGAUGUUUCGAUACCUGUUGAUCACUCAAAUGAAGUCAACACUGGCUGGAGAAAUUCUUCAACUGUGCAUAGUCAACAAGACAAUCGGCAUUUGAUGGAGAAAUUUGUUAGUCAACAGAAAAACUCACCACUAUCACCACCACUAUCGCCAUCACCUCCACCGGCACCCGUACCGCCACGAAAACAACAAUUACAACAAGAUAAUCAUAAGAAAGACAUGAAAUCUAAGGUGGAGAUAAUAAAACAUAUAGCCAACAGCCACGUAAAUGGCGUACAAAGUCAAAACAUAGGUGAAGAUGAUGUGGCACGAAGUCGUACGAAAUCCAAUUGUACAAAUUCUCCUAUUAAUGAAAUUAAACUAGAGUUUGUGAACAACGCAAAUCACAUUGGCAAUAACAGUGAUGAAGGUGGUUACAUAAAUAACAAUAAUAAUAAUUAUGAGAGAAGUAGUCGGAUGAAUGCACAACCAACACAACUGAUUCAUAUGGAGAGAGAUCUUGUGAAUGGCAGCAAUAAGCAUCAGAAUAACAACAAUACUGAGAAGUCGACAUCUUCUGAGACACUUGACUCAAACAUAUCUCAAUCAAAUCCAGCCGGUGGUGCUGCUAACAUUGAUAUUGAACGGGUUAUCACAAUUCAGAGUUCUAAAGUACGCAGUAAUAACAAUAAUAAUAAUAAUAAUGAGAAUAACUUGACACAUUUUAAAACAUCCCAAGAAACAGUCUCUUUAACUUUUAGUCACAAUAAUAAUAGUAAUAAUAAUAAUAGUAAUUACUCUGAUGAACCAGACAGAUCAAUAUCAUCACCACCAAUUUUAGCGCCUAAACCAAAAGCAUGCAGUACUGAAAGGAUAUUCCUGAAAGACAAGAAAUCAAAGAAAGCCUCCACACUGACAACAUCAGAAAUACGCUAUAUGAAUAGUAAGAUAUCCAGUAAUUUAUCAAGUGUUAAAGACAUAACUAGUUUAUUUUCAGCGGGAAAUUCAAAUAAAAUUGAACAAUUGAAUGAUUCAACUGAGGUUGCCACGGAAUUAUUCCCGAAUUUAAUUCGAAAUCGUGAUACACCAAUACCAAAUGUAAAGAAUUUAGUUAGCUACUUUUCAGAAUUAAUAAAACUGCAUACAGAUGAAGAGAAACACUGUUCACCGUCGAUGUCGAAUAGUGUUAAUAAUCUUAGCCGACUAAAGGGAUUCGACAGUGAAAUGACAUUGAAUCAUCGACAUGUCUUACGUGAAGAGGUUGAGGAAGGUGAGGAGAUGGGCGAGGAGGAGGAGAAUGGGGAGGAGGAUUAUGACUUAGAUAUACCAGCUAGUGUAUCACCAUUUCUACUUCAUCAUGAAACACCGACUGCACGUGAACGUCGGUUACAAGCUGUAGAAUCAUUGAGACGUCGUUCAACACUCCAUAUGAAAUAUGAUUUAUACAGAGUAUUCCCACCAGGAUGCAGUACAGCGUCAUCAUCAUUUCUAGAGAGAUUAGGUCAUCGAGUAGUGGCUGAGAAUAUGAGUGAUUGUUCAAAUAACAAUAAUAAUCAUAAUAAUGAUAAUAACAAUAAUAAUAACAACAGUAAUGGGAAUAUUUGUAGAGGUCUUGAUAACGAUCCUAUUCGUCGACCACUUUCUGCACCGAAAUUCCAAGUACGCAUGCAAGCAAAUCUACAGAAAGACUCAACAGCUAUUGCAGCUCAAUAAAGUUCUAUCAACCCCAACGCAAAAAAAAUGAUUCUGAAGUGCACAUUCAUUAAAUGACUACAUGAAGUUAUGAUUUGCUUCGGGGAU